AUCGAGAUUACUGUGAAUAAAGUAAUAACAGCAAGAAAAGAAGUGUUAAAUAGCAGAUCAGCUUGUCUAUAUUUUCGUAAAUAAUCAGUUGCUAUUAACUGUUAUCAGAAAGCUCUUUCGUAGAAUAUGCUUCUGUGGGAGAAAAGAAUAAAGUAAAAGUCUUUACGCCACGUUACAUGACCUCUUCAAGGCCGAAAACGUCAUCGGGAAAUCUUACAAUAUGAAGAGCCGCCUGUUUGUUAUCGUCUUCCUGAGAAUUGGUUGUGGAGAGGGGGAAUCUUCCUUAUUUUAACAGCUGAUUGCGACAUAUGCGGAGAUAGCUUGGGGAAAGAGGAGAUAACGUAUCGGCUGUUUCAGGAUGUUACUCAGCAAAGUGGCUUGUCAUUGUUAAAAUGUUCUUUUGGUUUACGUCAGUGCAACAAGAGUGGUUGAAUACAAGUUUUCUUGUAGUUAAGAUGGAAGAUUACACAUCAGAUAGCAGUGAUAGUGAUGGCCUGCACCGCACUGUUGACUAUUCGUACUUAAUGUUAGAUACACAUACUCUUUACCACAAUAUUGAGCAUUUUGUAGAUAUGGAAACGAAAGACCCGGAAAAUGUAGAUACUCUUUUAUUACACCACAAUACGAUUAAUAUACUACCAUUAAAUAUGAAUAAAUUUAAAAUCUUAAAGGUCUUGGAUGUCAGUUCUAAUGGACUAACAGAACUACCGGAAAUACUGUCAGAAUGCCCUCUUAGAUGUCUUAUUGCCAAGAAUAAUAAUCUGGACAGUGAUUCUUUUCCAAAAUCCAUUGGUUCAUUUGUAAAUCUCAAAGAACUGAAUGUCAGUGGAAACAAUAUUACCUCCUUUCCUGAGCAAAUACUUGAAGUUACAAGUUUGAAGUAUCUCUAUUUGGGAGGCAAUCAUCUAAGGGAAAUCUCCAAAGACAUUUGGAAACUACAUGGGCUUCAGAUCUUGUAUAUUGGUGGGAACAAACUUGUUCAUGUACCAGAUUCUGUUGGCAAGCUAAAACAGUUGCAAGCCUUGAACCUAAGUGACAACAUUCUGGAAAGUCUUCCAGCUACGAUUGCAAAUCUCAAGAAUCUCAAAUCUCUUUUACUGCAUAAAAACAAGCUUCGGACUCUUCCACCAGAAAUUGUUGCUUUAAAAUGUUUAACAGAGUUAAGUUUACGCGAUAAUCCACUGGUGGUACGCUUUGUAAGCAAUAUGACACUCAGUCCUCCAAGUCUUCUAGAACAUGCUGGGAGAGCAAUCAAGGUUCAUGGGAUACCAUACGGAGCUCCAGACCUGCCAAGGAGUCUAAUUGAAUACUUAAAUAGUGCUCAUCACUGUGUUAACCCUACGUGCAAAGGUGUAUUCUUUGACAACCGAGUGGAGCAUAUCAAAUUCGUGGACUUCUGUGGAAAGUAUCGCAUUCCCCUGCUGCAAUACCUUUGUUCAUCCAAAUGUAUUGAAGAUGACUGCAACAGUGAAGUUGAUGAAUCAGGAACUUAUGGCUAUGCCAACAGUAAUAUGAUGAAGAAAGUUCUGCUUGGUUAAACUCUUCCUCUGCUCAAUUCAGUGUAUUCGUAUUUCAAGAAAGUUCCUAAAUUUGUAUUACACGUUCCUAAUUACUUAUAAAAUGUAUGCAUAACUUAGUGCAAAUGUGCUUAAAAUUUUGAGAAAAAAGAAAUGAAUCCUGAAUUAGAAGCUGUAAAACAUUGGGAAAAUUAAAAAUUCACAAUUUUUGAACUUGGACAUCAAGAAUUUCUACACGACAGCAAAAAUCUGUAUAUAUGUGUAAUUUAAUUUAGUACUAAAAGUUAGUUUAUUGCAGAGGUUCAAACAAUGGCUGUUGGAGUAAUGAUUGUUCACUAUCUAAGAUAUUUUUUUUGAAUAUGAAUUGGUCUCUUCUAAGAUGUUCAGAUUCACAGAAUGUGCAACUGUACAAUACAAAAUGUGGUUGUAUGUUUUAAGAGAGGAAUAAAAAUAAUAUUUUUGCACUUUAAA
Molecule: messenger RNA, 1988 nt
Organism: Zootermopsis nevadensis
Lineage: Eukaryota; Metazoa; Arthropoda; Insecta; Blattodea; Termopsidae
Product: leucine-rich repeat-containing protein 58
Cellular component (GO): cytoplasm
Molecular function (GO): protein binding
Source: RefSeq, a predicted model, not a curated record